AUGGUGCUCACUCACCUGAUUCUUCUAGCUACUACUACAGCGAAGUUUGUAGCGGCACUGCCUUUGGACAGUAACACGUCGCCUCUGCCUCGUUCAGAUGUUUACUUCAACGUCCAGCAAGCGGCUGCAGGCGCAGUACCUCUGGAUAAACAGCUGAUGGGGCUGUCCAUUGAAUUUGGGAACGCAGUAGACUAUUUUGGUGGUGUCGACAAUCCCAACGCCUUUUCGAAACAACUUCUACAGAACAUCGUUGAUCGGUCUCGGAAUCCAGCUAUUCUACGCAUAGGUGGUAAUACUCAAGAUCGAGCUAGCUUCUGCGAGAACUGUAACCAGACAAUGAGCAGCAUUGUACUAAACGACCCCAAUGACCCCAAGGGCACCGAAGCAGUGGAGGUCACGUUCAACAAGAACUUAUUUAAUGUCCUGACGACCAACGUGCCAACUGGAACUCCGAUCAUUUUUGGGCUCAACUUUCGCAACAACAGCUACAGCCUGGCCCAAGCUGAGAUAGAUAGUGCCUUCAGAUACAUCGAUCAGUCUCUGGUCAUGGCAUACGAACUAGGCAAUGAAGUGAACCUGUAUGGAGACUUUCGACCACCGGACUACGACGUGAAUGAUUAUGCCAGUCAAAUGCGUGAAUGGAUACCACGUCUCCGAGCUCGCUCGUCCGCCACUUCCAGCUUCCAGUUUCCAUCAUUUGCAGGCCCGGAAUUAUUCAAGCCGGAUAUGAGUAUCUCGGAACUAGUGAGACUAAACGUACCACAGUCCAUUCCAGGAAUCGAAUACUUCUCUGUCCAUGGCUACCCUUGGAAUAUAUGCACGGACGAAGACGCCGCCAAAGUCGACCUACGAAACCUCCUCGACCACCAACAGACCCUAGCCCUCCUUGAUCAAUACAGCAGCGAGAUAUCCGCCGCAAAGCCACUGGGAAAAAUGAUCCACAUGGGCGAAACAGGCUCCGUUGCCUGCCACGGGAAGGACGGGGUAUCGAACACGCUUGGCGCAGCACUCUGGCAACUAGACUACGCACUCACUGGCGCCACAGCUGGGAUUGAUCGAUUCUUCUUCCAUAACGGCAAAGGCGACUUUUAUUAUUCUACGUGGGAGCCGUUGCCGACGGAUACAUCGCCAGUUCCCCAUAUUAACCCUACAUACUAUAGCAUGCUCUUCAUUGCGGAUCUCGUAGCAGACCUUAAGGUUCCUAGGGUCGCGCCGAUCACGUCGCUUGAUUCCAGUUCCGCUGUGCAUUUUGCUAUUUACGAUAAUGACCAGAUCCAGAAGCUUGUUAUCUUGAAUAUGGCGUACUUUAACGGGACAACUACCCGGUCGAGAAGGGAGUUCAACGUUGCCUCUAGCCUUGGGUCCAACCUAAGGGUUAGACGCUUGACGGGCCAAAGUUCCGAUGCGAGAACUGGCGUGACUUGGGCUGGUCAGAGUGUCGACGCGAGCGGGAGCAUCAUAGGUGACUUGAGCAUCGAGAAGGUCUCGACUGGCCUCGUAACUCUGCUCUCUUCGGAGGCUGUCAUAGUAGAACGAGAGUGA
Messenger RNA from Aspergillus bombycis, 1542 nucleotides. Its product is annotated as glycosyl hydrolase family 79 C-terminal domain-containing protein. The coding region runs from base 1 to 1542 and encodes 513 amino acids. The record is from RefSeq and is a predicted model, not a curated record. The transcript is spliced from 5 exons. NCBI's taxonomy places the organism in Eukaryota, Fungi, Ascomycota, Eurotiomycetes, Eurotiales, Aspergillaceae.